This is a messenger RNA of Thalassophryne amazonica, 4306 nucleotides long. RefSeq names its product SMC5-SMC6 complex localization factor 2 (gene slf2). The record is from RefSeq and is a predicted model, not a curated record. NCBI's taxonomy places the organism in Eukaryota, Metazoa, Chordata, Actinopteri, Batrachoidiformes, Batrachoididae.
GCUUACGAUUCGGCACAUGUAUCGAAGCUCGGGUUACGAGAGCGCUAACGCUGAGAGUUUUGAAAGACGCAAGAUUAGUUAUUGUAGCUUCGAAUGCAUAUAAUAUUAACUGCGUCGGUCCAUGCUUCAGCUGAGAAUGAAAGAGGCGACAGAAAAUCAUGGACAGACCCGAGCACUUGGAGUACACUGGAAUAAAGGUGGGUCAGAAUUGAAGGUUUUCCCACAGCGAAGCACCUCUGUUCUCCAUGAGACCCCGAUGAAGCCCUCUCAGGUCCCAAACCAGCUGUCACACGUACUACACAGGAGAAUGCUGCCACUGCAAAGCCCUGAAUUGUGUCACAAAGAAAGACUGGAUCCAUUAUGCCACCUUUCUCAAUCUCCAGCACCAAUUCAUUCAUCAAUGAACCCAGUUAAGGACAAACAACAUGGGGCAUCUUCAGAUCAAGCCUUAAUUCCAGAGUAUUUCAACUGCUCAUCUCACAAGCGGUGCAGGGAUCCUGAAGACCAUGAGAGCGGUGCCAAGAAAGUAUGUAUCCAGCUUGCAAGCUCCAGCAGUCCACAGACACCAAAAUCCACUUGUGGCAAAGCACUCAGCAGUUUGAUAUCCAAAACUUCAAGGCAUUUGCCAGGUUUGGAUCCGUCACCCAAAAACAAAGCCCACCAACGCACAGAACCGGCUUCUGGCCAAUUAUCCUUGGAGCAGUCAUCCCAAUUUAAACAUAGCCAGUUGUCCUGUAAAUCAUCAGUGGCCACAGGUCAUCUAUCUCCCCAACCAUCACUGGGGGCAAAGCAAGCCUACAUCGAUGGAACUCAUACUGGCAUUGUGAAGUUAAUAGCAAUGAAGUCACCCUCAAAGAGACAGGAAGAAAGAAUAGAGAAAAGCAGUGUAGGUAAUAAUGAAAAGGAUAGUCCAAAAUCCUUAUCUGACAAGGUUCUCCAUAAGGACAAUGGUAGGCCACAUAGUGCUGAACUACGUAGACAACAACCUGUUCUUACUGAACAAAGCAAAUCGGAUUCAGUGGGAAAGACCCUCAGCAAGAUUAAUCGUGUGCAAGAAAACACAAUAUGGCACAGUACUACUCCCAAAGUAAGUGCAGUGCAAAAUUGUGGUUCAGUGCAACGGAACAAAACUGCACGGCUAAGAAAAUCAUCUGUAAUCCCGGAUGACAUCGCAGAUCUUUUUACCCCUGACCCAGUAACUUAUGUAUUAAAUUCUGUACAUAAAAUAGCAAGGUCUACAAUAGACAAGGGAAAAGUCACAUUGUCCACAUGUGAAGCAAGUUGCUCACCAUGUACUCUGACCACCUCUAGUCCCCAUUACACCAGCUCUCCCUGUCUCAAAGUGCAAGACUCUACAAACAGUUGUUCUUCGCAUACAGGGGGCACUAAUGUCUCACCAAAAAUUUCACCAAACAUCUCCAUGCCAAGUGUGUGUUUACAGCGGCUAAAGCCUGAACACCCACCAUCACUUCACUCUAAAAACAAUAGGCUCAAAAACAGCCUCAGACAUUCAUCAGAGAGUCAUGUUAAAGGUAAUAGUGUUACAUCUCCUGAGAAACACAACUCCUGUAUUAUCCCCAAGACUGUGCAGCAUUCUGCUUUAGAGGCAGAUACUGUAAUCCCUGAGCAAAGUUCUACACCUCGUCAUUCUUCUAAGAUGGGUAAUAAGCAGGCUGAUAAAGAGAGUGAACAACAGGAGAGGUUGGUGGAACAUAUUGAUGAAGAACUGGACCUAGACUUGAGCUUUGCAGUAGAUGUAGAUAUAAGAGAGAAUUCCCAGAGCAGCGAGGAGGAGCAGCUGCUUUCUUUGCAGGAAAUGAUGGAGAGCAUCACCAAAUCUCCUAAAACGCCAGAGAAGGGAGACUUCUCAGAACCGAGCACACCAGGAACCAUAAGCUACAAGUCAAAGCCUCAACCGCUGUGCUCGACCAUAAAACCAGGUGUCUAUAAGAACAGCCUCGAUCAGAUGCUGAAAGACAUAAAUACAAACAAAAGAGUAAAGGAGUUUGAGACAGAACUGCGCUCUGCAUGUGAUGCUGCUCUGUUGAUAAUAUCUGAAUGUGAGAAUACUGAUGACAACCUAGAAGAUUCCAUUUCAACUGAACACCAAGAAUUCCUGAAACACUACUUACUGCAGUCCAGUGGCUUCAGAGAAAUUCCACCAGGAGAAAUGGUAUUCAACCUUGAGAAGUUUGGCCGGAUCUUCAACCAGCAUACGUUGGAGCUGAGACAAUGCACAGUCAAUCCACAAACAGUGGCACAGAAAACACUUGUGUGGUCCAGCCCUGCACAGCUUCAAUUGUAUGUUAGUAUUGGUUUAUUCCAAGAGGCCUACAACUCUUGCUUUCCCUGUCCAACACAGGUCACUCGAUUCUUAUUCAGGAUGAUGUCAGUCCAUAAUGAGAGAUUGAUGUCUGCAAAGAUACUUCAGAUCCUUUGUGACAUCGCUUGCGUUGCAGCUUGUCAGAGAGUGAAAAAUGGAAGUCCAGAGUUUAAGGUUUGGGUGCCCAGUUUGGCUGAUGUGACUCUGGUCCUGAUGAAUAUGGGAGUUUCCUUUGUCACCCUCUUUCCUUCUGAGGACAUGCAGCCACCAUUUACAGAGGCUGAUUUGCUAGAUUACGUCAUUGUCAAAAGUGAGAGUCCUUCCAGCAACAAAGAGCAAAGAGCGUUUCCCACACACAACUGUGACAACGUCUUUAAGUACUUGGCACAUUGUAUGGGCCUGUGUCCUAAAGCGUUCAGUGAUGAUGAGCUGCUUUUGCUUUUAACUGUGACUACUAUGGUGGGCCUUGACACAAGGCUUAUCCUCGGAUCCAGUAAAAAUCUGCAUUUUCUACAGCAUGAAAUGGUUAAAAACAUCAGAUGUUGGGACACCGUGUGGCCCAGAAUCUGUCUGGCCCUAACUGAGAUGACUGAUGAUCAUCACAACAUGCGUCACCUCGUACAGCUGCUGCCUGACAACAAACGUGGAAAGCAGCUACGUAGAAAUCUCAGUCUGUCUAUGAUCUCUAAACUGUUGGAUGGAACCUGCACUUACAGACCUACUGGAAAAGAGCUCCAGAUUUCUGAUCUAAGGCGGUACCUGCCCCGCAUGAAACCCUCCAGCCUUCAACAAGUCUUGUUCAACUCCACCAUCAAAACUAAGACAAAAGAGGAUGAUGAGGAUGACAAGACCACUCUGGACCAACAGGCCUACUACCUCUGCUAUAGUCUUCUGACAUUGACAAAUGAAGCAACCAGGUUUAAGUUAUUCCCAGCUAAUCAGCAGGAGGAGCUACAUUUUCUGUGCGCUGAACUUGAAGCAUACAUUAAGUCUGACAUCAGAGAAAGUGAGAAAUGCCUGUAUCGUAGCAAGGUGAAGGACCUCGAGGCCAGGAUCUACACCAAGUGGCAGACUGUUCUAACGAGGACCAGGCCUCCCCAUGAUAAGCUGUAUCAUCAUUGGCAGCCUCCAACAAAUAACAGACUGACAGGCACCCAAGAGCAAACGAGGGACAACCGUAAUGAAGACGAUAAGGCUGUGUCUGAGGAAGAGACUGAGAUGGAAGAUGAAGACGAUGAGUUUGUGAUGGAUGCUGUGGAGGUAAGGAUUGAGGCGGAAAAAGAAAGGAAUCAGGAGGAAAAUGUAGAACAUCCACAACAGGAUAACACAGUUGAUGACUCAAACAAGAAAAAAGAAGACUGAUCGAGCUGGAGCCCUGUUAUAUACAGGAACUCCAAGACUAUGAUUGUGUCAACACUGACAGGAAACACCUUUUGUUGGCACUUGUAAAAGUGUGAGGCGUAUCCAGGUAGAAACGUUUGAGUGGUGUCGGUUUUUUCAGGGCUUUAAAUAUAGUGCCUCAGACAGAAACCCAAUUAGCACUUUACCUGGUGUGUUUUGUCUUCCAGCUACUGUUUUUUGAACUUUUUAUUUAAAUUGUUCUGUAUUAAAUCUGGCAAUUUGUGCCAGUGUUUUUGAGUGUGCAAUUGAGACAGAGCAGUUUUAAAAAGUCUUUUGUUUCUUUAUAAGUGACGUUUAGUGGUUAUCUUUGAGUGCACCUCCCAGGCCCUAAGACACAAAAUGUUUUUACUCAUUGGUUGCAGUGUUGGCUUGUAAUUCCAAUAAAAAGCAAUUUUAUAUGCAGAACAUACUUGAAUAUGUACAAUAUAUUUGUUGGUCUGAUUGCUGUAUUUGUACUCAUGUAAAUAGUUAUGUUUGGAACAGUAUUUUUUUAAUUAAAAAUGUUUUUUGUACUACUGUUGCUAAAUACAGAGAAUAAACUGUUUCCAAAUGACUGUUUUGCACAUUUUAUUGAACAUGUUU